GGCUUUUAUUUUGGCGAACGUUAUAUCGGUGUCAGAGUUCAUCAUGGCGGCGAUCAGUGUGUUCAGAUCAGGACUGUUUAAUAACAGAGUGGCGAUAAUCACAGGAGGAGCGACAGGUAUCGGGAAAGCGAUUACAGCUGAGCUGCUGCAGCUGGGUUGUCAUGUAGUGAUUGCAUCAAGGAAGUCUGAGCGUUUAGAAGCUGCAGCUGAUGAACUUUCCCAGUUGAUCAGUUCCUCGAGUCCAGCUUCCAUCACAGCUCUGCGCUGUAACAUUCGCCACGAAGACGAGGUGAGGAAUCUGGUGGCGUCAACACUGCGUCUUCAUGGCAGAAUUGAUUAUUUAGUAAACAAUGGAGGAGGACAGUUCAGCAGCCCGGCUGUAAACAUGAGUGUGAAGGGCUGGAACGCUGUGAUCGACACCAACCUGACAGGAACUUUCCUCUGCUGCAGAGAGGUGUACAGUGCAUGGAUGAAGGAUCAUGGUGGUGCAAUUGUUAACAUCAUUGCUGACAUGUGGAGGGGGUUUCCAGGCAUGGCACACACAGGAGCAGCGAGAGCAGCAGUGGAGAAUCUGACGAAGAGUUUGGCCAUUGAGUGGGCGAGCAGCGGCGUGAGGAUCAACUCUGUUGCUCCGGGAACGAUCUUCUCCAAAACAGCAAUGGAGAAUUAUGAAGAACUCGGGCCCAUGAUUUUCCAGAUGGCUGUUCCAUGUAUUCCUGCAAAACGUCUGGGCUUUCCAGAGGAGAUCUCUCCAGCUGUGUGUUUCCUGCUGUCUCCAGCUGCGUCUUUUAUCUCAGGAGCCACAGUGAAGGUGGACGCAGGACAGAGUCUGUAUGACUCGGUGUGGGAGGUCCCAGAUCACACUGCAUGGCCUGAGCCCCCAGAAGGAGAGAAUGUUCGUGCUCUGAGAGAUGUGAUGAAGAAGCUCAAACCUAAACUGUGACAUGGAGUGAAGCUCUCGCGCUCUCUGUCUUUUACACUCUCUCUCUCUCUGUCUCUCUCUGUCUCACACACACACACACACGACUCUGCACCUUCAUUAAUCGGAACACACACCAAGCAGAGAUGAACUUUAUUAAGAGUAAUGAUGUACCUGACUCACACUACAGAGAGAUUGGGAGACGUAUCACUGUUAAAAUAACACACAAACUCUGACGCACAAACACACAGAGUGGAAUGUUGUCCUUAGAUGUGUGUGUGUGUGUGUGUGUGUGUGUGUGUGUGCGUGUGUGUGUGCGUGUCUAUAAGGCGUGACAUGAAUAGAAUUCAUGUCGAACAUUCCAACAGAUCAACACUAAAAUAACACCGUCAUCAUCAUCAUGAUCAUGGUUUUAUAUAAUAAUUAUAUAGUUGUUUUUAGAGAGUCGCUGUCACUCAUUUAUGAAAUUGCUUUAAAAUUAAACAGCAUAAAAACUGAA
Molecule: messenger RNA, 1418 nt
Organism: Tachysurus fulvidraco (yellow catfish)
Lineage: Eukaryota; Metazoa; Chordata; Actinopteri; Siluriformes; Bagridae
Gene: pecr
Product: peroxisomal trans-2-enoyl-CoA reductase
Exons: 8
Coding region: 44-943 (299 amino acids)
Biological process (GO): phytol metabolic process
Cellular component (GO): peroxisome
Molecular function (GO): trans-2-enoyl-CoA reductase (NADPH) activity
Source: RefSeq, a predicted model, not a curated record